AUGGAUGAUCUCAUCCGUUUCGAGGCGGAGUGCAGGAGACACAUAGUUGUGGUUGAAAAAGGCACAGCUCAGUCUCAUCUGUUUUCCUUUCUUCGACUGGCGGGAGAUCUCAUGGGGGAGGCCAAGCGGAGCCACUACCUGAACGCAUUGCACAUCUUGUGGCAGCUCUUUCCGCUCCUGCGUUUGUACGCAGGCUUCCUUGAACGCAAAAAGGCAACGCUGGUGGAGUCUGCUAGUGCGCUGUGCAGCGAGCGGGAGACAAGGGCCGUGAAGAGCGACGCCGUGGAUUCGCCCCCGGCACAGUGGAUGGCUCUCUCUGCAGAGAAGGCAAACAUGCUGUCGAAUCUGCGGGACCCAUGCAAGACACUUUACCAAGAGUAUGCCUUGGUUCGUCUCCAGCUGCUUGCCACGUUUAGCUUGGAGCUUGCCCGGGUGCAGAAGGAGUUGAUUUUUGCCAUACACGCCGAGAGGUUUGGAGAAAGUGGGCACCCAUUUGCCUCCCUUUCCACGCGCGCCGCCACACCGGGGCUGGGCUGGGCUCCAGAGCACAGUUAUGGUCUGGUCGUUAGCGAUGGUUGCUUGGUGCGGCGUGGCGGGCACAGGGUGAAGGAGCGCUACUAUCAAGUGCGCGUCAUCCAGUCCCUGCCCCCUGCCCUUCCUCGCGUCGUUGCCGGCGACGUUAUCCUCGCUAUUAAUGGGCGCUCCGUCGCCACACUCGAGGGUGCCCGGUUGGAGUUGCGGGGACGCCCCAAGACCCUGCAGCUUCUUCUUUUACGCGAGCAAAGAGCUGUUUCAGCUAUCGUCACCCUCUAG
Molecule: messenger RNA, 813 nt
Organism: Trypanosoma conorhini
Lineage: Eukaryota; Euglenozoa; Kinetoplastea; Trypanosomatida; Trypanosomatidae
Exons: 1
Coding region: 1-813 (270 amino acids)
Molecular function (GO): protein binding
Source: RefSeq, a predicted model, not a curated record